Babesia sp. Xinjiang is the source of this 831-nucleotide messenger RNA. RefSeq lists its product as uncharacterized. The record is from RefSeq and is a predicted model, not a curated record. Lineage: Eukaryota; Apicomplexa; Aconoidasida; Piroplasmida; Babesiidae. The transcript has a single exon. The coding region runs from base 1 to 831 and encodes 276 amino acids.
AUGAUGUGUGAACGCUGUGAUCAAUGUAGCGACUCCUCUUGGAACAGCUGCUAUUCUCCACAAAUGUCAGACGGAACAAGGUAUAUCCCGCUGACGGCGGAUUAUAUGUAUCUACAUGAGAAUGGAGACAUGUGUUGUUGUGACUCACAGCGUAGUGACUAUUCGAUCGAAUAUGAAGAAACAGACAGAUCCUGUACCUGUGACAACUCAAAUAUAGUCAUACGUGACAUUAAGGGUCACGAAGCACGUUGCUGCUGUGAUUGCCAUGAUGAAACACGUGAUUCCAGAAUCUCUGAUACAUAUCUACAUAGACGCGCUGAGACCGCCAACCCUCAACGGUCUCAAAAAGGCGCCAACGAAAACCGUCAGUACGACAAAGUUAACUCUACACCAUCUCAUGCACAAACAGAGCAUAAGAGAACCCCGGUUACCCCUGUAGCCACGAAAAAAGUGGCACCAGCACGGCCAGACGUGCUACAAACACGACCUCUCACUCGAAAUACCGGGAAUAAUGGAGAAUCUCAACAAAAUAGAGCUCUUAGAUUCUGUGGUAGGACUUUAGGAAGGACGCGAAGUCCACGUUACCGCAAUAUAGUUUUACCAAUUCCGCCAACUAACGGUGAUAUUGAGGUUAUCGCGAAAAGGUUGAUACCUCAAGAACCACCGGCACCAAAACCACAAGAGACGCGGGCAUCCAAGCUUAAGUUCGCUGUAGAGAGGUGUCCAACACCUGCACGGCGACCCCGCGGAGGGGAGACGCCGAAAGCAAAAGCGCCCCGCGACGCGACACCUCGUUGGAAACGUAACGGGACGGCAUUAAUACGUCUGUAG